Messenger RNA from Lathyrus oleraceus (garden pea), 1026 nucleotides. RefSeq names its product probable protein phosphatase 2C 2. Gene Ontology annotation, biological process: protein dephosphorylation. Gene Ontology annotation, molecular function: protein serine/threonine phosphatase activity. The transcript is spliced from 2 exons. The record is from RefSeq and is a predicted model, not a curated record. Lineage: Eukaryota; Viridiplantae; Streptophyta; Magnoliopsida; Fabales; Fabaceae. The coding region runs from base 104 to 601 and encodes 165 amino acids.
GGCUUUUUUUGGCGUGUUUGAUGGACAUGGAGGUGCCAGAGGUGCCAAAGCUGCGGAGUUUGCUGCGAAUAACUUGGAAAAGAACAUCUUGGAUGAGGUUAUCAUGAGUGAAGACCAAGAUGUUGAGGAGGCAGUGAAGCGCGGUUACCUCAAUACUGAGUCUGAGUUCAUGAAACAAGAUCCCCAUGGUGGUUCUUGUUGUGUAACAGCAUUGAUUAGGAACGGUAACUUAGUUGUAUCUAACGCUGGUGAUUGCCGUGCUGUCAUUAGUAGAGGAGGGGUUGCAGAGGCCCUAACAUCUGAUCAUCGACCUUCCAGGGAAGACGAACGGGAAAGAAUUGAGACCUCGGGUGGUUAUGUUGAUUUAUGCCGUGGUGUUUGGCGGAUUCAAGGAUCUCUGGCUGUAUCUAGAGCUAUCGGAGACCGACACCUGAAACAAUGGGUGACUGCAGAGCCUGAAACUAAAGUUAUCAGCAUUGAACCUGAAUAUAUCUUAAAAAACAAGCUAAACAAUUACAAAAUUAUGAUCAAAAUCAAUCAUCAAUUCAUCAUAAUAACAAUAACAGGUAAAACAAAGUUUUCUAAGAAUCAACAACAGUAAGAAAAAAAUCAUGAAAAAAAAACCUGUAAAGCUCUUCAAAACUGAGACUGCUAGCAUUCUUAUUAUAUAUCUCAUGAAUUGCAUGCUCCAGAAUCUUCCAAGUAUGUUCAGCAUAUCUCGGAUCCAUGAUAACUCUGUGCUUGAAAGCCUCAAUCUGAAAAUUCCUCUUCCUCUGGUUACUCAUCUAACGAAAACUCUCUUAACCUAGAUUUCAAAAACCUUCAAAUUCAACAGAAAAGGUACCAAGAACUCAGUGAAAAAUGGGUUGAGAUUGGAUUCGAAGUUGUGCGUGCAAGAAUGAGAAAGUGCGAAAGUUGCUUCGUUUUUUCUUUGGUUUAACGUUUUGCAGUUGAAUGAAGUUCAACGGGUUUUAUGCUAUCAAGUUUUAGGUUUCGUUCAACGGAUACAGAGGUAGAAAUGGGAAA